Myripristis murdjan (pinecone soldierfish) is the source of this 436-nucleotide messenger RNA. Its product is annotated as mitogen-activated protein kinase kinase kinase 2-like. The record is from RefSeq and is a predicted model, not a curated record. NCBI's taxonomy places the organism in Eukaryota, Metazoa, Chordata, Actinopteri, Holocentriformes, Holocentridae. Gene Ontology annotation, molecular function: protein kinase activity; ATP binding. The transcript has 4 exons. Gene Ontology annotation, biological process: protein phosphorylation. The coding region runs from base 44 to 397 and encodes 117 amino acids.
CCAUGAGCAAAUCGUCCAGUACUACGGCUGUUUGCGAGACACGAUGGAGCGAACGCUUUCCAUCUUCAUGGAGUACAUGCCUGGGGGCUCCAUCAAGGACCAGCUGAAGUCAUACGGAGCGCUGACGGAGAACGUGACGCGCCGCUACACUCGGCAGAUUCUGGAGGGAGUUUCCUACCUGCACAGCAACAUGAUCGUCCACAGGGACAUCAAAGGAGCGAACAUCCUACGUGACUCAGUGGGUAACGUGAAGCUGGGUGACUUCGGCGCCAGUCGGCGGCUGCAGACCAUUUGUCUGUCAGGAACAGGCAUCAAGUCUGUGACCGGCACUCCCUACUGGAUGAGCCCUGAAGUUAUCAGUGGAGAGGGUUACGGCAGGAAGGCUGAUAUCUGGUAAGACCUGAGUACACACACAUUCUUGCGAAAACUGGAUGCA